This is a messenger RNA of Bombyx mandarina (wild silkworm), 512 nucleotides long. RefSeq names its product trissin (gene Trissin). Lineage: Eukaryota; Metazoa; Arthropoda; Insecta; Lepidoptera; Bombycidae. The record is from RefSeq and is a predicted model, not a curated record.
AUGUUUAAAAUUACCGCUAUCCUUUCUUUAAUGCUAAUCGCGACUUGGUCGCAGGCGGCGUCGCGGCGAUUUAAGAAGGACGCGACAGCUUCUGAUGAUUUCGACGCAGGUACCACGCUCUGGGCGGCGAGCUUGUCGUGCGACUCGUGCGGUAAUGAGUGCACCUCAGCAUGCGGCACCAGACACUUCAGGUCGUGCUGCUUCAACUACUUGAGGAGGAAACGGGGACCCGAAUCCGUCAAGAUCUGGACUCCGAGUGUCCGCGACAAUGACUUGGACAGCAUCACUAGGCCCAGAUACCCCUUCUUCGUUGUCCAGAACCUCCCCGAGCAGUGGCUGGCAAACUUGCCCUCCGAUUAUAAGCCUUACGAUGAUCUCGACACCCGACAAUCGUACGACGCCUAAACAAUAACGGACUAAGGCUGCAAUACCAUAAGAUGUUUAUUUGAGACUUCUAAAGCCAAAGAAGGAUGUAAAUUUUUGGAUUCCUUGUGUGUUUUAGCUCAAGUUUA